This is a messenger RNA of Colossoma macropomum (tambaqui), 3250 nucleotides long. RefSeq names its product USP6 N-terminal-like protein. Lineage: Eukaryota; Metazoa; Chordata; Actinopteri; Characiformes; Serrasalmidae. The record is from RefSeq and is a predicted model, not a curated record.
AAGAGAGAGUCCGUCCUCCUGAAGUCAGGCUGGAAGUUGCUGCCCGCUGCGAUGAUGCGCGCAUAGCCGGUGUGACUGUUCAGCUGCUCACAUGGAGCCGAGCUGAGCUGAGCUGAACGGACGCGUGUCGAGGACGCCUCGCUUUCUCUCCGUCUGUGAACGAGAAGAAACUAUGAGAAAACUCAUAACCGCCACUGGAGCGCAGGAGACCUCUCAUAAACGAUUUUGAGAUGAAGAAGGACAUUGACACAAUAAUAGCUGAAGAACGGGCUGAAAUCAUCUCAAAAUAUGACAAGGGCAGAACAGAGGGCGUGCACAUUAACCCUUGGGAGGAUGCCAACUACAGCCUCUAUAAGGUCACAGACCGUUUUGGCUUCCUGCACGAGGAGGAGUUGCCCACCCCAAGUGCAGUGGAGGAGAAGCAUAAACUUCAGGAGAUUGAAAGGGUGAAUAAGUGGCUUAAGAUGGUGAAAAAAUGGGAGAAGUACAAGAACAGUGACAAGAUGAUGAAGCGUGUGUAUAAGGGGAUCCCCCUGCAGCUGCGGGGUCAGGCUUGGGCUCUUCUGCUAGAUCUGGAGGAGGUGAAGAAGCAGAAUGAGGGGAAGUAUGAGGAAAUGAAGCAACAAGCCAGGAUCAAAUCAAGUGAGAUCAAACAGAUAGACCUGGAUAUCAACAGGACCUUUAGAAACCAUAUAAUGUUCAUGGAGCGAUUUGGGGUCAAACAGAAAGCCUUGUUCGAUGUGCUGACGGCCUACUCUGUCUACAACGAGGAGGUCAGCUACUGUCAGGGCAUGAGCCAGAUUGCUGCCAUUUUGCUUAUGUACCUGAACGAGGAGGACGCAUUCUGGGCCCUGUCCCAGCUACUCACCAACCAGAAGCAUGCUAUGCAUGGAUUCUUCAUCCCUGGCUUUCCCAAACUACAGCGGUUCCAGGCUCACCAUGACCAGAUACUGGCUAAACUCCUUCCGAAACUCAAGAGGCACAUGGAUAAGGAGCAGAUGACUACUGGUAUAUACACAACCAAAUGGUUCCUGCAGUGCUUCAUUGACAGGACACCUUUCACGCUGACUCUGCGUCUGUGGGAUAUUUACAUACUGGAGGGAGAGAGAGUUCUAACUUCAAUGGCCUACACUGUCCUACGAAUCCACAAAAAGCGUCUGCUGAAGAUGUCUUUGGAGGAUCUGCGGGAGUUCCUGCAGGAGAGCAUCUCCUCUUCCUACAAUCAAAGCGAUGAUGCAGUCAUAGAGCAGCUGCAGGCCGCCAUGUCUGAGCUACGCAAAAUGAAGCUGGAUCUUCCUCCUGCAUCAAAAGGCGAUGAGCUCCCAAAGAAACCCUUGGGUCAGCCAGACAAAAGCAGUCACUUACCGGACUCCAACACCCAAAAUCAGACACACUCCGUCCCUUCAGCCAGCCCAGUAAUACUUUACAGCCAAACAAAGGAUUCAGUGCCCCAAAUUGUGACCUCAUACUCGCAACCUGAGUGUGAUGGGUCGGAGUCUAGAGCAGAGAGCCAAAAUAGUGCUGCUGAGAGAAAGCUGGCUUUUCCCUCUGCAGGGGCUACUCUCUCACAAGAGAGUGCUGUUCACAGGCCACCUUCAGGUGAAUCCGAUUUCCAGGGAUAUGCCAGUGACUGGCCACCUCCAUACCAGCCUUCUGAGACUGACGUGUCCAGUGUGCACUCUCUAAACCUUCCUGAACUGCCCCCUCCACCUCUUCCAGAGCCAGUAGUUGAGCUUUUACCCCUGGAUGGUAAAGCAUUACCACCACCCCCACCAGCACUAACUCAUGUGGAUCUCAACCAGGUGGAUCCAUGUUCCUCGCCAUCUUCCUACAGAGCCCAACGGCAGCUCAGCAAGUUCCCUGUCGGCUUGUACGUACCACCAUCAGCAAGCGAUCGGCGGCCCUCUAACACCUCCCAUUAUGAUAACCUGUCUGAAGAGGACGAGUCUCUGGAAAAGUUGCUAGAAAUUGCAGCAACCUUGCCGCCAAGCCCUGAAACGGGCAGAGAACUCUCCAGCCUUCCUCCUCUCCCAGAGAACAGUGCCACUUACCCUUGGCCCCACCCACCAGGAUUCUUUUAUAUACCUGAGUCUGCUCCACCUCCCCCACCAAAACCAUGCCUGCCCCCACUGCCUCAGGAACUGGACUACCGAGGGCCAGACAACUGGGUCACUCCAGACUGCAUCUUCCCUAAGCCCCCUCCUGACUUUGCAGAUACACCGUCCUCUGUCCCCUCCCCUCUACCCUCUGUCAGGUCCAGUCAGGCCAGUCGGGUCCAGAGUGACACUUACAGGAACCAUCUGCAACCUCCCAGAGUCCCAGUAAAACCAGCAGCAGCACCGUCCCCUACACCCCCUCCAGUGCGGUCUGAGUCAGGCUUUAACCGGAUACACGUCCCUAAUUGCCAGCUGCCAAAGCGUGACCUUCUGAUGCAGGAAACUUUUGCAGUUUUUUGUGUGGCACUGUAAUUCACAAAAGGUCAUGUUCCGUCUCCAUGAUGUUUGGAAUUUUCCACGUCAGGCCAUCCUGUUACACUCUGUUUUUUUUCGGACUGUUGUAAUGUGUACAACUUUUUUACCCUUAAAGAUUUGAAUUUCUUCCUGUGAUUGUCAAAUUUUGUCUAAUGUAGCACAUUUUUGCAACGUUGUUGGUGCUUCUAUGUGUGUUUUGGGUGUUUACAGCCACUCAGGAGCAGCAGUGUGCUCUUGUGCUUACGUCUGUUUGGCUUACCUUGUGCCUUUUAAGCCGUUUUGUUUUUUAUAGUUCUCGAUAUUAAGACUAAGAUUUGUAAACUCAAAAUCUGAUAAUUUGUACACAGGACACCAAAAAGCUUGUUAAACUAGAUAUUUUUAAGUGCAUCAGUGUAUAUAUCAUUCAGAUUGCUGCAGAUUGAAUACAGAAUAAGUGCCCAUGGGCUCAUAAUUCCUCUCAGUAAUACUUCAAUAAUGAACUCCAGCAAUAAGUAUGUUGUGCAUGUGACUCAAACAUAGGCAUGUUCUGGAAAUGUCUCACUGAUCCCCAUAAUAGGCAUAUGAUUUAUAGUAUGCAGUGUUUUUAUUUGUGAAUAGUUUGUCUUGUGUGUGAAUGGAGUGCAUUGGUUUAGGCAGCUUUGUGUUUUUUGUAUUGUGUAAAGCUUUAACGCACAUAGGCCCACCUAAUUGUCAAAAAAAGACUCAUUCAUGUGUUUAUAUUCCCCAAAAAUGUGUAUCAUAAAGGGCGCAUACCAACGUGAGGAAAAUUAAGGACGUUA